This is a messenger RNA of Lentinula edodes (shiitake mushroom), 1914 nucleotides long. RefSeq lists its product as uncharacterized. NCBI's taxonomy places the organism in Eukaryota, Fungi, Basidiomycota, Agaricomycetes, Agaricales, Omphalotaceae. The transcript is spliced from 4 exons. The record is from RefSeq and is a predicted model, not a curated record. The coding region runs from base 1 to 1914 and encodes 637 amino acids.
AUGAAUGCGCUCAAGGAGGGUAAGCUCUUAGACGAUAAUGGAUGGAUCUCUCUCCGGAAUACGGGAAAGGGACAGAAUCAGAACGAGACUUUUGCAUUUCUAGGCCAAGUCGCCGAAGCUAUCACUCGCGCUGCCACCCAGCACGAUGAAACCUUGAAGCCCCAGGCUGUUGCCUGCCCGUCUCCUACUGCUACAUAUCAACACUCAAAACUGGGAUACCGUUUCUUUCCUGACUGGACAGCAGUGUUCAAUGUGCUCUCUUCUAGCAUUCACGUAGAUGCAAAGCCUUCGACAGUCAGUGCAUCCAGAAAGACACCUGUCAAAACUUUGGACAUUGCAUCAAUCGCGGAAUUCAAGCUCGAAGAUACUACCGAAAAGAUUAUUGAUAACGAAGAAAAAAUGGUUGGGGCUGCAAAGCAGUUGCUUGGGAAUGAUCCGUGCCGGGAGCGUAUUCUAGGUUUCACGAUGGAGAAAAAGCGAACCCGAUUUUGGGACUUUUCGCGAUGUGCAAUCACAGUGUCCGAGCCUUUUGAUCUUAACGAGGUAUGGCUUCAGAAACCUGAAUUACUGGUCGACUUUCUUCUUUUUGUCAUUUUCGCAAAAAAGCAUGAAAUCGGAUUCGAUCCUACAAUGCACAACAUCUCCGUGGGCGGCGAAGAUUGCUCCUGUUAUGAAAUCGGCAACUCCUUCUUUCUCAUCGUUGGGUCGCCGCUUACCGAAGCAGCUGCAUAUCAGAUGGUCGGGCGUGCUACUCGAGUUUGGGUUGUUGUAGGACUAUUUCCCGACAGAAAUGGAGAUAUCGAAGUCGGAGGAAGGCUUCGACGAGGUGUUACCAGACGUGUCUUGAAGGAUGUUUGGUUAUAUGACAAGGCACUCUGCGAGCGAGAGAUCCAAUCAAGUAUUUUGAAAAAGCUUGAUGCCAAACAAAAAACCAAACUCGAGGAACACUUUCUCACCUUCAUCAUGGAGGAGGUAAUCAUCUUUGAAGGAGAGCCGAAGCCUACUUUCAAAAAACCCUCUCUCACCAAAGUCGAACCUAUCAUGAUGUCCCGGACACACAUGCUGCGAAAGCAUGUCCGUUCUGUAGUAAAUGAAGAGCGUGAAAAUCUUUAUCAACUCACCGAUUUCAAGAAAGCUUUAAUAUGCUGGAGAGAUAUGAUCAUAUGCAUGUCGCUUUGCCAUUUCGAUCAGUUGAUGAAACUCACGAUAAUUCCAGGUCUUAAUCUAUUCCGUAUCGCUGGCUUUAUUCAUCGUGAUUUGAGUGGAGGGAAUACACUGUUUUUUGAAGGCAAGGGGAUAAUAUCUGAUCUGGAAUACGCCAAGAGGUACAAUGAGGUGUCGAGUCACGAUCCCAAGACGGGCGCGCCUGAUUUCAUGGCUGCAGAAUACCAGGCGAAUUGUUUUUUUCUUCUUCCCUCUCCAACAGACGCAACCGCAGAACUUCUUAAAUUACAGCGCCAGUGGUUUGCACCCCAUUUUGUACAUGACAUCGAAUCAGUCUACUGGCAAUAUCUAUGGUUCCUCCACAACCGCUACCCUAAAAUUUCGAAACCCUCGCAAUCAGCUUUGGAAGAAAUCAAACAACAAGCUAAACUAUAUUUUGGUUAUGGUAUUGACGGAAAUCACGACCGCUUCGACGUCAUCCGAAACGAAACAAGCCAUAUAUUACUCCGAGGUGUCUUGGAAUCUGUAUAUUGCCCUCUCAUCCUACAACCCCUUGAUUUGUCGAUAACCCUGCGUGAAGAAUACCGGCGGGUUGUCAGGUCGCUUCCCAUGAAAAAGAGCGAUGAUGCCUGGCGGCUGGGGGACGUAUUCAAUGGGGAUAUUUAUGAGCAGUUCCUCGGAAUGCUCCAGACUGUGUUGGAUGCAUACCCGGAUGGGUACGCGGUCAUCACUGUUGAUGCUGCUAGUUGA